This is a messenger RNA of Penicillium crustosum, 3489 nucleotides long. RefSeq lists its product as uncharacterized. NCBI's taxonomy places the organism in Eukaryota, Fungi, Ascomycota, Eurotiomycetes, Eurotiales, Aspergillaceae. Bases 1 to 3489 code for a protein of 1162 amino acids. The transcript has 2 exons. The record is from RefSeq and is a predicted model, not a curated record.
AUGGUGGAUGGUAUUGUCGAGCACUGCUCUUUUCCGAUCGUCCUUGCCCUGUUCGACAGAAUUGAUGAUCGAAUUCCGUUCUCCAAUAGUACAUUGCCGUUUCUAGCAAGAAAAUUCAACGAGAUAAUCAUUGCAAUCUUCCUCGAUCGACACGGCAGUAACUCGCUUAUUAACGAGGAGGUUCUUGCUGCUGCCGCUUCAAAUGGCGAACAUGGGCCUGACGUCGUCACUAUCCUUCUACAGCGCAGCCAUGUCCUUCCAACCGAGAGCGUCCUGCUGGCUGCAGCCACAAAUUUGGGGCAAGGUCUGAAUGUCUUUAAUAUUCUACUUGCUCAUUUGUCCGAGACAUCAGGAAAUAUAGUGGACACAGAUCGAAAAAACGAUGCGGUCGCAUUGGAAGGUUUAUUAGCAAAGGAUGUCCUUUUUGCAGGGCUCGAGACGUGCUUUGCCGACACUGUGACUAAAUAUCGCAGUCAGAAAAUAUAUUUCACUGGCGUCACUCUCCAGGAUCGGGUAUUGCGUGUAGUGGCUAUGUUGAUUGAGUGUGGAGUCUCUGUCGUCUUCAACGAAGAUGAUCUCCUCAGGCUUUUUGAACUCUACACGCUGGGCCCCCAUUCUCAUUUCAUCCUGCAGACACACAGAGGGAGGUUACCGGCCUUCACCCCCAAUUUGAUAGCGAGAGUCCGAUUGCGAGUCACAAAGUACCUGUCUUACAAGGUGUUCCGUUACGACCCGUUGUUUGUACCCGCAAUUCACCUGGCGAUCAGGGAUAUUGAUCCCAUAACCUUCAACUCUUUGAUCAAGAGGAGUGAACGUCCAUCCCAGGAGGUCAGCGCAGUGGUGGAGUCAUGCAGUCAGCAAUGGCUUGGGAAACAAACUGUGCUCCAAGUGUUGAAUUCCCAGGAAUUGGAAAUUACAGGAGAAAUGAUAAUAAAGGGAGCGCUCGAUCAAUUUGACAGCUUCGAGCUGUUACGACAGCCAAAUCUGGGGCCUGUUGGACCUGAAUCUAAGUCUGAGAUUGUUGACGAGGAAACCUGGAUCUUCAUGGUCUGGAAGUUCACCGACCUCGACCUGAGUCGCCUCGAUCCCAGUCUUGUGGACUGGAAAGAGGUGAUCGAAAAAGCAGGCCGUCGAGGAAUGAUUUCAGAAAGUGUGUUGUCCUCAGUGAUUCGCACGAAGAACUAUGAUAUGGUCGACUUGUGCCUGAAAAAUUACCACAAGCCGCUGGUCGUGACACAACAACUCGUGGAUUCCUUUGCUGGUUUUCCUCCUCGGUUUCAUCUCGAACCGCGCGCACGUCCAGAUGUGAAGAGCCUGCGCAGGUUACUUCAACAUGGGACGCUCGUUCACCCCAUCCACUCAUCUAGUAUCGAAAGAAUACUCGAGAUAUUCGGUUCUGGAAUCGCAGAUGAACUCUUCAAAAUCACCGAAAAUCGGCUAUUAGUUGACGAAUCCGUCUUGGUGUCCAUCGUAUCCACAAAAAACGUGAAGAUUAUCAAGUCAUUCUUCAAAAGAUACACGGAUCAUCUGACUAUUACCCCCAGGGUUCUCAUUAUGGUCCUGCAGACAGAUGCACCAAGUCAUGUUGAGGUAACAACCAACGAUGAAUAUGGUGAACCAGACGAGACCUCGGAGUGCAACCCCGGUUGGCCUGAAUCCGACGAACUCUACGACAGUAAAUCUUCUGAUCACUCGAGCGUGCUUAAACCUCGCCAAUAUUGGUAUGCUGAGCCGCAGGUGCCCAAUGAUGAAAGGGACGCUGAGAAUCUGAAAAUGAACGAAGACACAAACACGGCGUACUACACCUCUGCGUAUUUACUUGAAUAUCUGCUACGCUACUGCACAUACGACCCUAUGGGGCUUACGAAAGAUAUUCUCCUGUCUGCCGUGGCGAAUAGAGAGUGUGAGGCCCUUUUUACGAUUAUUGCCAAAUACUACAGCCUUGAAAGCGUGAGAAUUACGCAAAACAUUGCCCAGGCUGCUGCAUCCAACAGCAAGCGAAAUGUGCAACUUCUCCUGGACUGGUUCCCGGGAAAGGUCCCAAUUACAGAGGACGUUCUUAUUGCAGCAGCAAGAAAUUCUAAAGAGAGCUACGAGACUCUUCGGCUACUGUUCUCUUGCUCUUCGUACCGGAUAUCAGUAUCCAAAAAGGUCAUGAUAGCGCUGUUGCAGAAUCCCAAUUCUUGCCCUUCUGCCUUUCGACUUGUGUUUGAAUAUGGAGGUAGCAGUCUACUCAGGAGCCAGGAAAUCAAGACUUCGAUUGUUAGAAAUGCAGGAAGAGGCUCGGUUUUGCAGUUCUUUCUGGAGCUUCCUGGGUUCAGCCUGACAGUGACCGAGAACAUGGUCCGAUCGAACGAAAACGACGGGGAACCCCUAAUAAGCAGCAUUCUUCUAUUUAAGGACCGUAGAGUCAGGUUUUCCCCUGCUUCGAUUGCAUUCGUCAUGGCCAAGGGAGACGCAGACUCCACUAUGUCCCUGUUGGAGAAGCUCGCCACUGACCGAGAAGACCACCACUUAACGGAGAAUGUCUUCCUCCAUGCUAUAUCGAAUGAGCAAGAACGGGCUUGGUUUACGGUACAUCAUCUAUUGCCACUCAUAAGCAAGUUCCUCACCGAGAAAGCCUGGAUCGCAGCUGCCAAAAAUAAAGUUAACGGGUGGACUCUGAUGCAAAUGUUCGCAGAUUAUGACCCAACUUUAGAAUCAAUGACUCCCACGGUACUUUUGCAUGCUGCACGCAAUGACCUGCUCGGCAAUGACAUUCUCAAAUGGCUUUUAUCUUACCAUCCGUCUAAAGUUCGGUUCUCUGAGGGCAUCCUGGCAGCUAUCUCGGGGAACCCGAGCUGGUGGACGGGUGAGCCUCUCACCAGCGAGAUCUAUCGGCCCCAUAUAUGGCAGAAUGGCCCCAUCCUUGAGGUAAUACUUCAUCAAGCCCAGGAGAAUGCAAAGAUCACGGAGAAUAUUCUUAUAGCUGCAGUCAAGAAUCCUACGCACAGUGCUCGGUAUCUCAGAGUAUUGCUCCAACAUCCUACGAGAGAAGUCUUGAAUCUUCAAAGGGUCGCAGCAAUCGCUGCAGCCCAGGAAUCCGUGGAAAUAAAAUCACUUCUCAGCUUUUUUCAGCACGGUGCUAGAACCAACGAAGAUAUAGUGGUAGCAGCAAUGAGAAAUAGUCAACGUGGCGGGGAUAUUUUCGAGCUGCUUCGCGUCGAGAAUCUCUGGGGCGACUUCGUUGCCACUGAUAAAGUGCUGUCGGCAGCAGCCGAUAAUGCAGAGAACGGAAAUGACUUGCUCGAAGACUUUCUGAGAUCUUAUCAGGGAGUCAUUGUGCUUCAAGACGAGCAUAUCGAAAAGGUCGCCAACUCCUUCAGCUUGGAUGUGAUGCGUCAGUUGCGCAUUCGCCAGAGGUUUCCUGUUUCCAACCCGCUACCUGUUUUCGCUUAUUCUCACUAUCUUUUCUAUGUCCUCCAUCGUUGGUUUGUGCUAUAUUGUUGA